AUUACAAUACUACACAUUGUGGAUUUUUUUUAAUACAUUGUGUAAAAUAGCUAAAAAGAAAUAUUUAGUUGAAUACUAUUUUACCAUGAAUUUUACUUUUGCAAUGAAAACAAAAAUGUUACAAAGUUUACUUGUACUAACUUUUCUAAUUUUGCAAUCCGGUACUAGUUAUCCAGCUUUAUACUUUAACGAUGGGUACCAGACGGAGCCAAGUAUUGCUACUUCGUUACAGUAUGAAGAACAGUCAAAUAUUCAAAACAUUCUCCAGACGAAUAAACCAAACAAAUAUAAUGAUUCCCCGUUCUCCUGGUUUCCAAAUAAACAAAAUGAACUUAAAUCUGAUUCUGUAGCUUCGAUAUCAAUGUAUCCACCUCAUUCAAAAGAAGCUCCAUUUAUCUAUCCGCCAACACACUCUCAAAAACCGCCGUUUGAAUUUCCUCAGGAUUCUCAAAAAUCAUUUCUAGAAUAUCCACCGUUCCCACAACACUAUUCAACAUUGAAUUCGCUUCUUCCUUUAAGCAUGUCACCAAAAUAUUCAUCUCUGUUUCCUCUGGCUUCGUCAGUGUAUCCACCUUACCCCCAAGACGUUGUACCAUUUCAAUCUCCAAAUAUACUACAAAUUCCUCUAGUGUACGCACUAUAUUCUCAAAAACUGCCAGUUGUGCCUCCUUAUCAAAUGAUAUCACCAAUGACUCUGUCUUUGGACUUAAUGACUAAUAACUUUUUGACAAUGGCUACAAUUCAAAAUCUUUGGAUGAGUUCAAGUUACCUUCAAUUUUUAGCAAAUAAUUCAAUAAAAACUACUCCUGCAAUUUCUCAUUUAAGUCAACCUACGUCAAACAAAUUUUUAAAUGGAUUUUCUUCAGUUGAGUCACAAAAGUUUUCUCCCUUAAUAUCAUUUAAUGAAUAUUAUCUUCAAGAUCAACCUCUCAAAAAUUCUACCAAUUCAGUUUUUCCAGAAAAAGCAGACAUAAAAAUAGAUUUUUAUUUUAAAAAACCACAUUUCCCAGUUAACGACGAAAAAAAGAGUGAGAUAAACACAGAUUAUGUCAUAAAUAAUAUACAAAAAGAAAACACAUUAAAUACAUUGGAACCUACAGAAAUAUUAGACCAUAUUAAGUUGAACGCAGAUGUAAAAAAAGAAGAAUCUCUAAAAGUACCCAAUUAUAUGGAAUUAGAAGAAAAUAUAAAAAUACAAGAUAUCGUAAAUAAAUUAGAACCCCAAAAAGUAUCUAACAAUUUAAAAUCAGAUGAAAAUAUGAUAGGUGAUGAGCCUAAAGUUUUAAAAGAUGAUCAAAAAUUAUUCAAUCCAACACAAAUAACUAAUGAUAUAAACUCAGCUGAUAUGAUUAAAAAUGAAAUUGAAGAUGUAAAGAAAGAAAUGAAACCAUCCAAUACAUCAAAUAUCGUUAAAUCAGCUGAAGAUUUACAAAAUGAUACACAUGAAAUUAUUGAAGAAGAUGUAACUGAAGAAGAUUUUGAAGAAAAUGAAAUUGACAAUGAUUAUUUACUUAAAAAAGAAUUACAAGAAUUGUAUAGUAAUUACGGAAAACCUUUAACAAAUUAGACACUAAUAUACACAUGUUUAAAGAUAACUAUGUGUACUAAGAUAAACAUUUAACAAGUAAUUAAUUAAAAAUUCUGAAUAAACAAUAAUUUUAUGUAUUUGCUAAUUUUUAAUUUCGAAAAAUAUAUUUAUUUUAAUGAAAUUUUAAGUGUCAUAAAUCGUGC
Messenger RNA from Daktulosphaira vitifoliae (grape phylloxera), 1731 nucleotides. RefSeq lists its product as uncharacterized. The coding region runs from base 86 to 1567 and encodes 493 amino acids. The record is from RefSeq and is a predicted model, not a curated record. NCBI's taxonomy places the organism in Eukaryota, Metazoa, Arthropoda, Insecta, Hemiptera, Phylloxeridae. The transcript is spliced from 5 exons.